UACAUGGUGAAUUGUUACUUUUAAUACGUAAUAUAUAUUACGUGGUUUGAAUGCUUUGGCAAUAUAUUUUGUUAAAAUAUUUUUUUUAUGAAACUGCACUGUGGGUCUAUAAAAAUACGGUUUGUUGAGUGAAGGUUUAGCUUUUUGAGUAGUUGCUAGAGCGCACCAUGUUUGCAUUUAUGCAUAUAGUUAUGUUGUAAACAGUUUCAUAUGUCUACAGUAUUUAAAUGUGUGUAUAUAUAUACAAGAACCGUUUGCUUUACUUAAAUGUAAACUAAUAUUGAUUUUAUUUCCCCUGAUAUUGUAUUGAUAAAUUUCGAUUCAUAAACUGUGAUGUCAUGUAGAAUACACAUGCUCGACAAGAAGGAAUAAUUUGCCUGGUUAUGUAAAUCAUUUGCUCAACCAGUAAUGACACGAAUCUUAUUUACAGCAUGGAGCUGUCAAUGUUUCUCUGAAUCAAAAGGUAUAUUACCAUAUUUAUAAGUUAAACUUGGUUCAUCCUCAGAUUCAAAUUGGGGGAUUUUACAAGCAUAAUUUAGUCAAAUGGGACACUGGUUAUAUGUAUCCAAAUGAGGACACAUGCUGUGUUUUGUUUCAUGUCAGAGCUUCCAGCCAACGAAUGAACAUUAUAUAUUAAAUGAUGCUAAUACAUGUAUUACAGUAAUCAAUAUUUUUCUUUCAUGAAAUAGUAGCAGAAAUUUUUUAAAUUUAUAAUCAUCGAGGGCAUGCUGGCUGUAAAGUGUUCUCUUCAUUCCAUGAAAUUUGCACCCUUUUAUCGACACCGAAGAUAUCAAUACUCUAUAUCUAGGUUCGACAAAUAUUAGUUGUAGACUGUAAUUGCAUGCUAUAUAUGUACGUAAUGUACAAACCAGACAUGGAAAGGACGAUCUUUGAAGAAAUGUUAAACCGAAAUUGUUCAGAGCUUCAAAUAUUGACUCUCAGCUCUGACCCAAGUUACCACAUGCUCUAUAAGGACCUCUGCAACUCAUCGGACGAUAACCAAACGUCGAACUACAGUCUGCCAGUUGAGUUCUACAUGACCAGGAGUCAAGUUAUCACCGAGCUGCUGGGACCACGGAUGUCCCCAUUCUUUCUUCCCGUCCUAGCCAUCUACCUGCCCAUCUUCGUGACGGGAGUCGUGGGAAACUUCUUGACGUGCAUCGUCAUCUCGCGUCACAGACUCAUGCGCACACCCACAAACUUCUACCUCUUCAGCUUGGCCGUGUCGGACCUGCUCGUGCUCGUGCUGGGCAUGCCCCUAGAGUUGUACGAAAUGUGGGAGAACUACCCGUCACUGUUCGGCGAGGGCGGCUGCUACUUCAAGACGAUGCUCUUCGAGACCGUCUGCUUCGCCUCCGUCCUCAACGUGACGGCGCUGAGCGUCGAGCGCUACAUCGCCGUGGUCCACCCGCUCAAGGCCAGGUGGCUGGUCACCAGGACGCAUGCCAGGCGAGUGAUCGCGUGCCUCUGGGUGGCCUCCGUCUGCUGCUCCGUGCCCAACACGAGCCUGCACGGCAUCCACUACCUGCGGUCUCCCCUGGGCGAGCCCUACGAGGAGUCCACCAUCUGCAUCGUCACGCAGCCGCGCUGGAUCUACAACGUCGUGGUGCAGCUCACCGCGCUGCUCUUCUUCCUCGUGCCCAUGGCCACCAUCAGCGUGCUUUACCUGCUCAUCGGCAGGCAGCUGCGCCGGGAGAAGAGCCUGGCUGUGCCCCACGAGUGCGAGGGACGCGGCGCGUUCAAAAACCAGAGGAUUCGGACGAACAGGUCCAAGUGUCGGCAAGUCACGAAGAUGCUGUACGUCUUGGUGAUCGUGUUCGGCAUCUGCUGGGCGCCUUUCCACACCGACCGUCUAGUGUGGAGCUUCGUCCACCGGUGGACAGAGGACAGCCACGGCAUGUUCCAGUGCGUCCACCUCGUCUCGGGUGUCUUCUUCUACCUCAGCUCGGUGGUGAACCCCGUCAUCUACAACCUGCUGUCCACACGCUUCCGCGACAUGUUCAGGGAGGUGAUGUGCCGCAGGCGAGCUCCGCGCGACCCGCGGCACUUCGCUGCGCGAGACGUGCCCUGGGCCACGGGGAAGGCCGCACGGGGCCGCUCCGCCACCACCACCGCCACCACCACCACCACCACCGCCGUUACCGCCGCCGCCUGCGUGGAGGUCGUGGGCAAGAUCGACGCGAAGGGCUUCAGCUGCAGCAGCGGCGGCGGUGGCACGCGGGAUGAAGCGGAGACGAGCUUUAAUUGA
Lethenteron reissneri (Far Eastern brook lamprey) is the source of this 2248-nucleotide messenger RNA. RefSeq names its product neuromedin-U receptor 1-like. Gene Ontology annotation, molecular function: neuromedin U receptor activity. Gene Ontology annotation, biological process: neuropeptide signaling pathway. Gene Ontology annotation, cellular component: plasma membrane. NCBI's taxonomy places the organism in Eukaryota, Metazoa, Chordata, Hyperoartia, Petromyzontiformes, Petromyzontidae. The record is from RefSeq and is a predicted model, not a curated record.